GUCACAUAUUUCCCCAAAAUUUGACCAAAAGUAGAAUUUCAAUCACUUCAAGUAAUACCUUUUCUGAAACUGUUAACAUAUUUCUUUCAAUAAAUCCAAUGAAAAUCAUAUGUCUUUCAUCUCAUUUUUUUGUAAAAUUGCGUCAAAAACUUCGUGUAGAAAAAAAGUGUUUGUAAACAUUACAUUAAUUUCUGGACCGAUGACCGGUCUAGCUAUGAAAAUACGGAGAGUCAAACAGAAAAUAGCCCAUAAAACAUGUAAAAAAUAAUCUUGAUGUUCUUAUAAACCACCUUUGAAGGCUAAACUAGUACUCAGCUGUCUAAAAAUGAAUUUUAUUACACAAUAACUUUCAUAUUUGAAAAAUCCACCGGGGCCAAAAUGCGAAACCAAACUCCUAACUGUGUAUUGCUACCUUAUACCAUAGAAAGUAACAUAACAAUCGACAACGGAAACGAUGGCUGGACACUUGGAAAUGUUAGACAGGCCAUACAACGAGCAAUAUCGAUCCAAGAAGCCAGUACUAAUGGGACUGAAGAAAGUAUAAUCCUUUUCAUGUAGGACUAGGUAAGAGAAAUAGUACAAUGAAUAUCUCAAACAAACCAACAACUGCCAACUUUUCCCAAAGUAAAAGGUACAUUUAUUGCAAUGAUCAAAAUUUCGCCGCGGAAUGUAAAAAGUUCACGUAUAGUAAAUCAAGAAUGAAAAGUGUAAAGAAGAGAAAUCUGUGUUUCAAUUAUUUUGGUAACCAUGAUAUAUCAGAGUGUCGAUCAAAAACACAUACGAUUAAUGUAACCGUACGCACCACACAGUGUGUGUAAUGAAUCAUCCAGUCAACAAUCACAUAGUCAACAUAUAAGUAAUAGAGAAAAUAGCAAACCGAUCAUGCAUACCUCUGCUAUUCAGCAUAAUUUGACCGUCUAAUUGAAAACCGCAGUAGCUCCCAUAUGCUCACAGAAUCGGUGCAAUGACGCUAAUGUAAUUUUUGACGAAGGAGCGCAACGAUCUUUUAUGACACAGGAAAUAGCCGACAAGUUGAACUUCAAGCCAGACGGAAAGGAAACCCUCAAUAUAGCCACCUUUGGAGAUUCAGACAAGAAUUUUCGCUAAAUGAAUAAGGCCAUAGUAUACUUAGACUUGGCAGAGAAAAUACUUUACCGGUAUUGAUUGUACCUACCAUUGCAGCGCCGAUCCAGAAUAUUCACCGGUAGCUGGGAACAAUUUCAAACGCAUCUUGAAUCAGUGGUAAUUUUAUCUGUGAUUCAUGGACUUUAAAGUUUCAGUAAUGUUAUUUCUUUUUCAUUUCACAGACGAUUUUCUUAAUUUCGAUACAUUGACUUUGAAACUUUAAUUGCAUUAACUCGCGGCCCCGUGUAUGUUGAGGAUAAAUAGAUACUUGCAUACAUUGUAGUACCGCGGGAUAUAUACAUGUACUUAUACACGUUGGCACAGUCUUUGUAACGUUAUGGUAUCUAUGUGUAAACGUCAUAUUGUCAUCCAUCAUAAAAUUGUUUAUUUGUACAGACGUCCUUUUCUACUUCGUAUAUAUACACAACGCAUUCUACCCUGUAGGAGCACGAGAGGGCUCUAAUUAAAAGGCAAGAAAUGCUGCUGCAAAAUUAAAAGGCAAGGGCCACCUCAGAAUAACCGAUUCCGGCUUUCGACAAAACAAGAAAUUUGGCGGGAUUUAUGAAAAAUUAAAAAAGAUGCUCGUUAAAAUUGUUUUAUUAUUACUUCCAUUGGCUUACGAAACUACUCCUGUACCUCCAAGACCGUUGGGAUUUAUUUAUGAACCACAAAGCAGCAGUGUUGCACCAGUCGAAUUUGAUGUCUACAUGGGACCUCUUUGUCCGGACAGUAAAGCUGCAUUACCAACCUUAGUAAAACUUGCAGACCAUUACGGACCAGAAAAGUUGAGAUUCCGCAUGCAUCUGUUUCCUUUACCGUAUCAUAGAAACGCUUUCCUUGUUGCUAUGGGAACCCAUUCAGUAGACAAGAUGACCAACGGAAAUAUGACAUUUAUCUGGUCACAAAAUGUAUACAGUCAUCUUGAUAUAUUUUAUGAUAAGACACUUACCGAGGACCAAGUUAUAUCGAAAAUGGUAGAGCUAGCAAAGAGCAUGGGAUUGCCAGAAGUUAAAUUCAAACAGCUGGCAACAAAUAGUCGAAUCAAUCACGAGUGUCGAGUCGAAUGGAAACAUGGUUGUUCGAGGGGAGUAACUUCAACUCCGACGUUUAUGAUAAAUGACAUUAUAGUGGCAGAAGACGACCAAGCUAACAGGUCUGAAGCUGACUGGAUUAGAAUUAUCGACCCAAUACUUAACCAAGUGUAAAAGGUGCAGUCGAAAAUUGCGAUGGAGAAUAACAAAAUCUUCUUCAUGCAUUGUUGUACUAAUAUCUACAUGUAUUAAAUAGUUGAAAAUCUUA
Molecule: messenger RNA, 2424 nt
Organism: Mytilus californianus (California mussel)
Lineage: Eukaryota; Metazoa; Mollusca; Bivalvia; Mytilida; Mytilidae
Exons: 6
Coding region: 1704-2330 (208 amino acids)
Source: RefSeq, a predicted model, not a curated record